UUAUAAUUAUUUAAUAUUCAUUUUUUUAAUUCCUAAAUGUUCACGUGAGCUUCUACAAACCCCUUUGAUAAUGUUGUAGAUAUUUGUUAUAUAAUUUUAAAGUCAUAAAUUCUAAUAUAAGAUGAAUUUAAAGUUGUUCUGUCUCCACCAGCAUGAUAUGUUAGUUUCUCCAUAUUUCAGAUGUCAAGUAUACAUGAACUAGAGAACCUGGAGAGAGAGAUGAGCCGGGUUCUCGUCUCAGAUGAGAAGUAUUGGAGGGAGAAUGAUGCCAAGUUCAGAGCUGUGGCACAAAAUGUAACUUACGAACAGUUUGAGGAUAUUGUGAAAACAUCGCAUUUAAAAAGUUUGGAUAAGAAAGACAAGUCUCCUAAUCCUAAAAGUAAACCUAGUAUAUGGAACUCUAUCUCUCUUGCCGGAAAGAAGUCCAGCGCCGAAACAGUAAACACAGCCUUGCAAGAGAAACCCGGACACCUUGUUAAAUCAUCGGUAAAAAAUAUUGACGAGUUCUACUCACUCUGGAGAUAUCUGGAGAUAGAAGAACGGAUAGAUUUUAUCUCAGAGCUAGGAGAGGAUAACGUAGGACGGAUAUUUCAGACAGAGAUUCCUCCAGAACUAUUGGGAGAGAUGCUCCACUCCUUCCUUGCCUUCCGUCCUACAACUCAAGAUAUAGCCGCCAUUGUUAAAACUUUAAGUGCCGUGACAAAUUCAAGACGAUUUAGCUUAAGCGUUCAAUUCCUUUCUUCCAUAGACCGUAGCGCUGGAAGUCAGCUGAUAGAGAAACUGCUAAGCUGCUUAUCUGACCGUCAGCAGGACCUAGCUGACCUUGGGGUCACCGAGUACACUAUACAUGCUGCUGCUGAGAAGCUGAAUAUAUCAACUAAGUACACGGAGAAUGGUCCGGUCUGUAAAUAAAGAGAAUACAUUUUUAUAUUUAAGAAACCAACCUGGUAACUCAAUGGAAGGCUGAAAUCUCUAAGCUUAAAAAACCUCCCCACCCCUUAAAAUAAAAUUUUGUAAGUUUGCUUAAAAUCCUUGUUGCGUAUUUAGUAAUGUUAUUUUUUAUUCUAUGUUCCUUUCAGUUUAUUUUUUACCCACGACCCAGCUAACAUCUGGGGAAAGUUACUAAAUACUAGAUAAUAAGCAGUUUGGACCAUUUAUGCAAACAAGAUAUGUUCACCUGCUAGUCUUUAACACUAAUUAUUUUCUCAGUUGCCUUGAAUUAACAAAUAACAUGUAUACAUUUAUUACCAUCGAUCUUUGUCUUCAGGGGUGUAUAUUUUUUUUCUCCUCCCCCCUCCCCCCUGCUUUGAAAAGAUAUAAAUGCUUGCGCCAGAUAAUUCUGAAAAAUUUACACUCCUGGAUUUUUAUAAAGUUUUGUUCGUUUUAACUUUUAAGUAUUUUAUUGUGAUUAAAAUCUAUCUUGUGAUAAAGUCCUUGUAU
Messenger RNA from Eurytemora carolleeae, 1440 nucleotides. Its product is annotated as coiled-coil domain-containing protein 103-like. The record is from RefSeq and is a predicted model, not a curated record. Gene Ontology annotation, biological process: determination of left/right symmetry; epithelial cilium movement involved in extracellular fluid movement; inner dynein arm assembly. Bases 181 to 912 code for a protein of 243 amino acids. Gene Ontology annotation, cellular component: outer dynein arm. The transcript is spliced from 3 exons. Lineage: Eukaryota; Metazoa; Arthropoda; Copepoda; Calanoida; Temoridae.